AUGGUGAACAAGGUGGUGGAGGUGAAGCUGAGUGCAGCGGAGGAGCAGGAGAAAUGGCUGGCGGAUGCUCUCAACGUGGUCAAGCAGCAGGCCUUCUACAUGCGCCGAGCACUCGACUCAGGCAAUCUACGAGAGGCCCUCAAGUACUCUGCACAGAUGCUUUCUGAGCUGCGCACAUCCAAGCUUGCACCACAGAAGUACUACGAGCUCUACAUAGUGGUGUGUGGCGAGCUGCAGAACCUGGAGGCGUUCUUCUGGGACGAGCACAAGAUGCGCGGCCGCAGCUGUGUGGACCUCUACGAGCUCGUGCAGCACGCCGGCAACAUCGUGCCCCGCCUGUACCUUCUGUGCACGGUGGGGGCGGUGUAUAUUCGCAGCAAGGAGGGGCCAGCCAAGGAGGUGCUCAGCGACCUGAGCGAGGUGUGCAAGGGCGUGCAGCACCCCAUCCGCGGGCUGUUCCUCCGGGCACACCUCACUCAGUGCUCGAGAGAUAAACUUCCUGACACAGGAUCUGAGUAUGAAGGCGAGGGCGGCACAGUGGUGGAUGCGGUGGAGUUUCUGCUGCAGAACUUCACAGAGAUGAACAAGCUGUGGGUGCGCAUGCAGCACCAAGGUCCUGCCACCGAGAGGGAGAAGCGCGAGCAGGAGCGCAGGGAGCUUAGGGAUUUGGUGGGCAAGAACCUGCACCUGCUGAGCCAGCUAGAGGGGGUGAAUCUGGACAUGUACAAGACCGUAGUGCUGCCUCGCAUCCUCGAGCAGAUCGUGAACUGCAGGGACGAGAUAGCUCAGCAGUACCUAAUGGACUGCCUCAUUCAGGUCUUUCCAGACGACUUCCAUCUCAACACCCUUGAGACACUCCUGGGGGCGUGUCCCGAGCUGCAGCCCAGUGUUGACGUGCGAACCAUCAUGUCUCAACUCAUGGACCGCUUAUCGACAUUCAUGGAUAAGAACCCUGAUGCCUUGCCGCAUUUCCUGGAGGUGGACGCAUUUGCCAAGUUCAACUCGGCUGUCAGCAAGGUGAUGGAGGCGCAGACGGAGAUGCCACUGAAGGGCGUCGUCAGCCUGCACCUCGCUCUGCUGCAGUUUGUGCUGCGAGUGCAUCCUGAUCGCCUCGACUACAUUGACCAAGUGCUGGCCGCAUGCGUUGGGAUCCUAGACGCGCGGAGGCAGACCAAGGACAGCCCGACAACAAAGCAGCUGGUGGCGCUGCUGUCAGCAGCGCUGGACAAGUUCGGCCCGGGCGGCGUGCUGACAGUGCUGCAGCUGCCGCACUACGCGCGGGUCAUGGGGCACCUGGAUCAUGAAACGAAUAAAGCAAUGGCUGUUGUCAUCAUACAGAAUAUGGUGAAACAUGAGACGACAAUAGGCGACCCGGAGAAGGUGGAGUGUCUACUGAGCCUGGUGCGCCACCUCACUCAAGACAUGGACGGGGUGCCUCCAGUGGAUGAGCUGGAUAUGGACGAUUUCUCAGAGGAGCAGAAUCUGGUGGCUCGUCUCGUGCACCUGCUGGUCAAUCCCGACCCGAGAAUACAGUUCCAGAUCCUGGCCAUCAUCCGAACGCAUCUCUUCAAGGGGGGCCAGUCGAGACUGCGCUUCACCAUCCCCUCGCUCGUCUUCUGCUCGCUGCAGCUGGUGCAGCAGCUGCUAUCUCAGGGCAUCACAGGCGCAGACCAAGCACUGGAAACGGCUGGGGCAGCGGCAAGUCAAGCAGCUAUGGCGGCUGCCGCAGCAGGGGAGGGGCCUGUCACCCCACUCACCCUCUUCCUCUUCCUUCAUAAGGUCGUGGAGACCCUAUCAGAGUUCGUUCCACCCUUGGCUCUGAAGCUAGCCCUGGAGUGCGCACAGGUGGCCAGUGCUUGUGGCCUUGAGCCCAUCGCAUACGACCUCUUCACCCUCGCGUUUGUCAUCUAUGAGGAGGAGAUUUCGGACUCCAAGGCACAGGUCACCGCACUGCACCUGAUAAUUGGAACGCUUCAGCGCUGCCAUGUGUUUGCAGAGGAGAACAGAGACACGCUCACACACAAGACCACUGGGUACUCGGCCAAGCUAUUAAAGAAGGCGGACCAGUGUCGCGCUGUGUGUGCCUGCGCGCACCUCUUCUGGAGUGAUGAGGAGAACGGCCCGAGAGAUGGCGAGAGGGUGGUGCUUUGCUUGAAGCGAGCUCUCAAGAUUGCCAAUGCAGCAGCACAGCAGCUCUCUGCCGCUGCUAGAGUGCCUGGAUCGCACGUGGUGCUGCUGGUGGAGAUUCUCAACAAGUACCUGUAUUUCUUUGACAAGGGCAACCCCCACGUGACUCCUGUUGUGCUGCAAGGGCUCAUCGAGCUCAUCACCUCGGAGCUCGCUGUGGAUGGCUCCACCGUUGAUGCCACCGUCCAUAGCUUCUUCCGCGCUACGUUGGCGCAUAUAAGGGACCAGAAGCACAAGGCGGGUGCGCUAGGGGAGAAGUACUCGGAGAUCCAGAUUUGA
This is a messenger RNA of Closterium sp. Yama58-4, 2466 nucleotides long. NCBI's taxonomy places the organism in Eukaryota, Viridiplantae, Streptophyta, Zygnematophyceae, Desmidiales, Closteriaceae. The record is from the annotation of a GenBank genome assembly.